ACCAAUGGGCUCGCAGCUGAGAGCCGCAGACAGGAAGUCAGACAGUACUGAGAGACGGACCGACAUGUUGUUGGUUUUGGGUUUUCAUAUGGGAUUUGUUGAUAAUGAGAAAAAACAGGGAAUAUCACCUGCAUAAUCCUUUAAAGUGGAGUUUGGUUUAGGUUUUAUUGUCUCAGAUGGUUUAAAUGUUGUUUCAGAGGCUUUUCCUCCACGAUAAGAACAAAACUCUGCAGGGAAACAAAACUGGAAAUCUGUUGGAAAAGGAAAAUUGUAUCUUGGACUUUUCAAUCCAAUCUGGUCAAAUCAAACGAUUAAUUGUACCAGACAGAGUACUCCAGACAUUGCAGAGGGACGACGCACAAAGAAGAGUUAUGAAAGGGAGAGAGAAAGGAGGGUGGAGAACGAUGGAGAGAUAAACAGAGACGUCUCUUCUUUCUGCUCUGAAUAUAUUUUUGCUGUUUCAUGGUGAAGGAGGUCACGUCGCAGGCAGAAGGCCCAGUUCUUCUUCGGCAGAACAAUGAAGACGGGCCUCCCCCUCCUCCCCCCAGUCCUCAGCCUUUGUCUGUGGACGCAGCAGGUGAGAGGGAGCCUGAAAGUUUUGUUUCGGGCGAGGUUUAUAAAUGGAUCAAAGCCUCCUCGAUCCUGCUCAUCUUCCACAAAUCUCCAGACGAUGCUGCUCGACUCAGACGGCGCGAUGUUGUCAAGGCUGCUGGGCGUUCUCGUGCUCUCCUCCAUCUGCUCAGCCAUGCUGCUACCAAACAACAACUCCACGGAGUCCAGCGAAGAGGACGGCUCCACCAUGGACCCCAACACCUACCACUGGCCCGACUCAAAUGAGGGGGAGUCGUCUAAGUCGUCAAAUUCGUCAACGUCGUCCGAGUCAUCGGAGAACAGCCCCCCCUGGUUACCCAUUUCCCGCAGCGGCCCCCUGCAGAUGCCCCCAACAGGACAGUGGCCACCCAUUGGCAACAUAACUGACUUCUCUGACAAUCGCCGGAUGCUCGGGGCCACCGACCCGGCAAUGCCCCCCCUGCCUGAUACAGUGAUCUGUGACAUGCUGUUGAACGCACCGGUUCCGCCGCCUAUCGACCAGAUUCCUUUUUUCUGCCUCUGCUCGCACUGUAAGGGCACCAAGGGGCCCAAAGGAGACCGUGGAGACAGGGGCCCUCCAGGUGCACCUGGGAGUCCUGGGACAAGAGGAAUGAUGGGGUUCAAAGGUCGUCCAGGAUUCACAGGCUCUCAGGGGAUAAAGGGUCAGAAGGGAGACCUGGGAGAUAAAGGGCAGCCUGGUGUUUCCGGUUUCACCGGGAUGAAGGGCGAGCAAGGCUUCAAAGGAGAAAAAGGGGACCGCGGAUUGGUAGGCCCUGCAGGUGCACAGGGCCCCCAGGGAGAAACUGGCAUAUGCCCUGCCUCUUGCGACAGUGUCCAGGGUCCACCGGGUCUACAAGGCACCCCUGGACCAGCCGGAGCCCGGGGUCUGCCUGGGGUCCAGGGACCUAUGGGACCCAAAGGUUCUAUGGGUGAUAAGGGUGACAUGGGUAGACCCGGCAAUCCCGGGAUGAACGGCCAGAAGGGUGAUCUUGGUGAGAAGGGGAUGUGCAACUGCACAGAUGGGGCAAACGGCCAUGAUGGGAGACCAGGAGAAAAGGGGACUAAGGGGGACAAAGGUGACACUGGUGCCCAGGGGGUACAGGGCCCCAUAGGGCUAAAAGGCCACGAGGGUAGCAUGGGUCUCAUGGGGCCGCCCGGUCCCUGCUCCCCAGCCAUCCAAUCGGCAUUCUCUGCAUGUAUCAACCAGUCGUUUCCUGUUCAAGACUUCCCUAUUCCUUUCCCACACGUCCUUACCAACCAGCAGGGGCACUUCAACCCAAUCAUGGGCAUGUACACGGCCCCCAUCAACGGUACCUACGUCUUCAGCUUCCACCUAGCGGUCGCCGAAAAACCUCUUAAGGUCGGCCUGUUCCUUAACUUCUACCCUGUAGUCAGAAUGACAGAAGCAACCAACCAGGCCACCACCAGUCAAACUAUUGUCCUCCACCUCAACUUAGGAGACCGGGUGUGGAUGCAGGUGAAGAGCGCAUUCACCAACGGCAUGUACACCGACUCUGAGAGCAGCAGCACAUUCUCCGGGUAUCUGCUGCACCCCGACUCCUGCGAAAUGCCUGUGGGCCGACAUCACUUGUCCCCAGUGCAAUUUUCUCAGAGAGGCUUCAGCUGGGAUGGUCCUCCAGGCCCCACCACCCCCACACCUCAGCAAUAAUAGGCUCCAGUCCAUCAGUCAGUCACACAAGUUAUAGACAAAGCAUCCACACACACCCAAUCAAACACUCAGUGUAUUUAUAACUGCAAGUUUUAAAGGAGGGGUAUUCUAGAAAAGCAGAAUUGUCCAUUUUUUACAUUUUCUGUCAGAGAAGUUACUGUGGCACUUCCAUUCGAGGACUGAAUCUGUGUCAUUCUAGACAUGGUCUCUGGUAGUUGAGUAUCGUAGGAGGUAAGGGGCGGGGCCAGCAGAACUAACAGCCAAUAAGUGCUGUUAUUACACUGCAACAUAUUUUUAAAUCAAUUAAUAAAAACAAAAGAAUUUCCUCCAUAUCAAGUCCUGUUUUAGUAGCCAUGCUAGUGACCGACUGAAUCCCAAUGACUUGAGAUUGACAAUUGUUAUGGAUUGCCAUGAAAUUUGGUUCAGACGUUCACGUUCCCCUCGGGAUGAAUUGUAAUAACUUUGGUGAUCCUCUGACUUUUCAUCUACCGCCACCAUCAGGUCAGAAUGAAUUUAUAUUUUUAUUUUUACGUUUAAUUGUUUUGUUGUAUUGGGAGUCCUAGAAACCAAACAACUUGGAGAAACUAGAAGAUAUUUGAAGAAAUUAAGCAGGAAAAUACCCUCCCUUUAAAUGUGGAGAUAAAUUCACUCUUAUGAUUCAACACUCACUGAAAUAUGAAAAUGCAUGUAGUCUUACACGUGCCAGCUUGACAAAUGCAUUUGAUCAUGCGCUUGACACACAUAAUAAAUGGCUAGAUCGCCGAGCUGGCUGCAGAUGUUUUUCGGUUGACUGUAGAGGUUCAAAUCUGCUCUAAUGGUAAAUGUUUUAAAAGCACUUUGCAUCCUCAGAGUAAAAGUAUUUUUAAUCCUUGAGAUCAGCUUGCUGCAGCUUAGUUUUAGAGCCUUAAUCAUUUCACCGUAUCAAAUUUUGAUGAUGGAUGAAGUUUGAUGCUUGAGAACAUUUUUUAUUAUUUUAAACUGCAACCAAAGCGGCUGCUUCGAUCACCAAGUCCUCCGACAUUUUAUUUCAGACAAAAGCGACAGUAUCUGGAGUAGAGUUUGACAAACUUUACAGCAGAUUCAGACUAUCUACAGCCUUCUCACUGGACAUACUUGUAAAGUAACGAAAAAAGAAACGUCUCGUCCUGUGUGGAUGGAAAGAAGAUUUUCACAUCCUGGAUCAGUGUAGUUUUGGCUAAUAAAUCUUUAGGUUAGCUCUGCUAGAAACAGCUUUAAAGUCAAAAUAGGCCAAGGAAAUACUUAAAACAGUGAAAGCUGAAUCUUACUAUAAGAAUGAUUUGAAAUUGGGUGAUGAUGACAUUUGGAAGACUUUGGAGUUUUUCACUGUAGGAGCUACUUCUGAGUUCAACAUGCAGGUCAAUCUUGAUGAAUAACGUUACAGAAUUAGCGGCAUUGUGGGCCGAUAUGAUGCCGACACUGGCCCUAAAUUGGUCCAAGGCCUUACACCCAAUACCUAGCAAAGUCUGACAGCCAUAUCUGGCUCACAUUAAAUCUUUUUCGGUGCCAGAACACCGCCAACUGUGCAGACACUCAGCCACAAUUGAACCACCUCAGCUGGUUACCUGGGUUAUAGAUAUACUAGCCAAAACUAUGAAUAACACUUAUGUAAAACUGAAUUUUUUAAGAAUUGUGAGAUUUUAAAUGCAAGCCAGGCACACCAUACACUCAAGCGCUUUAGUCUAGAUAAGUAAUUUGUGCUCAAAAUAAAUCUGCAAAAGUACCUGCUUUCAAUCAAAUCGCUGAUUACGCAGCAGAGAUUGUAAUAAAUUUUAUUUUUUGAUAGAAAAUGUAAAUAUGUCAAUCAGCACUGUGUGUUAGAGGUUUUGUCGAGACAAAGGGUUUGAUUAGUUGAAGAGGCUGAAACGAAUGGAGGCGGCUGUGAAGGAAACAAGAUGGAUGAGAAACGAAAAAGACAGAAAAUGAAGGUUUAGCUAAAUGCAAAAUUCCUCCAUCUCCAUCCUUGUUUCGUGAAACAAACAUGAAGAAAUGAGUGGAGUGAGAGCAUUUCACCUGUUUCUAAUAAAAAUUAACUUGUUUCAAGAAUUUUAGAUACCAGUGCAGAUACUGAGCAAGACUGCACAGGGAAGAGGAAUUAUUGUAUUUAUAUUUUCUUAAUUUUGACGAAAAUUUAGUCUUGAAGGGGCAACACGAAGUCACAUUUGUUAAGAUGCUUAAGGGGAGCUUUUCAAUAAAUUCAAUAAAAAUGCCUGAAUUUGCACAACACACAAUCAUUUAUAAAACUCCUUGUGGUGAUUUAAAAAACAAAUCAAAACCUAAUCAAUCUAUAGGACACCUUCAGGUGAUUUCGGGACGUGAUUGGACGACACAGACAGUGAUCAGAGUCUGAAGAAACGCGGCAUAACUCGGAUAAAACAUCAUCUUCAGCCUCUCUGAGAUGUUUUCGGUGAUCACGUCGCUGUGUGUCACAUCUGUCUGUGCCUCAGUUUGCUGUGAUCUGUGCUUUGUGGUUUUUGUCUGAAAUUAAAAGUUAACUUUCUCCC
Molecule: messenger RNA, 4782 nt
Organism: Siniperca chuatsi (mandarin fish)
Lineage: Eukaryota; Metazoa; Chordata; Actinopteri; Centrarchiformes; Sinipercidae
Product: otolin-1-like
Exons: 5
Coding region: 518-2260 (580 amino acids)
Molecular function (GO): protein binding
Source: RefSeq, a predicted model, not a curated record